AACAGUAACUUCAGUCUGCCAAGGGAGUCAGGUAGCCUGUUGUUGUAGUUGCUAUAACAGGAGUACUCUCAACUCAAGCUCAUAUUUCUAGGCAUCGUAGUUUACAGGAUUGACCAGCCUUUGUCUGAUUUGAUUUGGAGGACUUUAUUUUGGAGAAAACCUGGCCAGAAAGUACUUCAUCAAUUGUUUUGUAUCCCAGCAACCUGUUCUCCCAACAACUUUUCUACAGGUGAUAAAACAUGAAUGAGACGUUCACAGAUGCAUAUGAUUAUGACAUCACAGAAAACGACAAUAAAGAUUAUCCAGAUGAUAACGAAUAUAUCUGUAACCUGAAUCCCAACCGUGGUAUGGAGAUAGUCAUACAGACCUACUUCCAUUCCUUCAUCUGUGCAUUCGGUUUCUGUGGCAAUGCAUUUGUGAUAGUCACAUAUGCCUUCUACAAGAAAGCCAAGACCAUGACGGACGUGUACCUUCUGAACGUGGCGGUGGCAGACCUGCUCUUCAUCGUGGCCCUACCUCUCAUAAUUUACAAUGAGCAGCAUGACUGGAGCAUGGGCUCAGUGGCCUGCAAGGCUUUGCGAGGAGCCUACAGCAUCAACCUGUACAGUGGCAUGCUCCUGCUGGCCUGCAUCAGUGGAGAUCGUUACAUCUCCAUCGUCCAGGCCAGGCGCUCCUUUGGCCUCCGGUCCAAGAACCUGAUCUAUAGCCGCCUAAUCUGUACAGCCAUCUGGGCUCUGGCCAUAGCCCUGUCCGUCCCCACAGUCAUCUACAAUGAGCGGGUUGAGGAGACCAUCUUGCUGGAAGGGACUAUAACCGUGUGUCAGGAGCAGUUCCAAAGUAACAGGACCGCCCGGCUGAUGAAGGUGCUGGUGCCUAGCCUGCAGGUGGCCAUGGGGUUCUUCCUGCCCCUCCUGGCCAUGGUCCUCUGCUAUGCCAGAAUCCUAUGGACCCUACUGAGGGCCCAAAGCACCCAGAGACACAAGGCGGUUCGUGUGGUACUAGCCGUGGUGUUGGUCUUCAUCGUGUGCCACCUGCCCUACAAUGUGGUGCUACUCUACCACACGGUGGCGCUGUUCCAGCAGAGGGAGUGUGAGGUAGAGAAGAUUAUCCUUACCACCCUCACCAUCACCAGGAGCAUGGCCUACCUCCACUGCUGCCUCAACCCCAUCCUGUAUGCCUUCAUCGGGGUCAAGUUCAGGAGCCACUUCAGGAAGAUCCUGGAGGACCUGUGGUGCAUGGGCAGGAAGUACAUCUACCCGUCUGGACGCUCCUCACGCAUGACCUCUGACCUCUAUAUCCCAGCACACAAGUCCACCGACGGAUCCAACAAAUCCAACAAGAAUGUCUCGUCGUUAACCAUGUGAACAUGGGAGUAGGUAGAGAUUGCCUCCAAUUACUAUGGGUGAUGAUAGCAUGGUUAGUCAGGAAAUCAAGUAGUGAUUUAUAUUCUGUGUACAGUGUGAGUAUGUUUGCUACUGUAUCUACAUAAUUUACCUAUAGUAUUUGCUGUAUUAAUCCAAUUGAAUGCUCAUUGCUACUCUAAUUACAGAUAAAAGCCGGGAAUUUUACCAGAGAAUUUUAGAACAUGGACACUGUCUCGUUGGCCUAACGUUAUAUCCUAUUUUGACUUUGGUGCAGGUCAUGUUGUUAUUCACGUUAACAUCUCUGGUAGAUACAUACUACAGUCUAUCAAAUAAAAUCUGUUAAUUUCUCACAUGAACAGGAUACAGAAG
Messenger RNA from Oncorhynchus mykiss (rainbow trout), 1733 nucleotides. RefSeq names its product C-C chemokine receptor type 6-like. Gene Ontology annotation, biological process: positive regulation of cytosolic calcium ion concentration; immune response; cell chemotaxis. Gene Ontology annotation, molecular function: C-C chemokine receptor activity; C-C chemokine binding. NCBI's taxonomy places the organism in Eukaryota, Metazoa, Chordata, Actinopteri, Salmoniformes, Salmonidae. The record is from RefSeq and is a predicted model, not a curated record. Gene Ontology annotation, cellular component: external side of plasma membrane; membrane.